Messenger RNA from Didymosphaeria variabile, 915 nucleotides. It is a transcript of the gene ERV29, whose product is annotated as ER-derived vesicles protein erv29. Gene Ontology annotation, biological process: Golgi organization. Gene Ontology annotation, cellular component: endoplasmic reticulum-Golgi intermediate compartment; membrane; endoplasmic reticulum. The transcript is spliced from 4 exons. NCBI's taxonomy places the organism in Eukaryota, Fungi, Ascomycota, Dothideomycetes, Pleosporales, Didymosphaeriaceae. The record is from RefSeq and is a predicted model, not a curated record. The coding region runs from base 1 to 915 and encodes 304 amino acids.
AUGGCGCAGAUUCGCGGCACCGCCGGCUACCACCUGGGCAACCAGAGCCCCUUCGGCAAUGGAGGACGCAGCGACAGCACUACCAACGACCCAAGCCCGCUCGACCAGCUGCGGGAACAGACGAACAAGAUCGAGGACUUUUUGGACACGCUUUCGGAGCCUGUGAAGCCAUACCUGCCCAUGAUUGGACGAUUUCUGAUUGUCGUUACUUUCCUCGAAGAUGCGCUGCGCAUAAUAACCCAGUGGACUGACCAGCUCACGUAUCUACACGACUACAGGCAUAUUCCCAAUGGCCUCACGCACAUCUUCCUGAUCGUAAACGUAAUCGCCAUGACUGUCUGCUCCAUCAUGAUCAUCGCACGAAAGAACUCGGAUUACGGCGUUAUUGGACUCAUUGGCGUGGUUGUUCUCCAGGGUCUCGGAUACGGUCUGGUCUUCGACCUGAACUUCUUUCUGCGCAACUUGUCCGUCAUGGGAGGACUGUUGAUGGUGCUUUCCGACUCGUGGGUCCGCAAGAAGUUCGCCCCGGCUGGUCUCCCGACGCUCGACGAGAAGGACCGCAAGAUGUACUUCCAGCUUGCUGGUCGUGUCUUGCUCAUCUUCCUCUUCGUCGGCUUCGUUUUCCGCGGCGACUGGAGCUUCUGGAGGGUCUGUGUUAGCUUGCUCGGAUUCGUGGCCUGCGUAAUGGUUGUUGUUGGUUUCAAGGCCAAGUUCAGCGCAAUCAUGCUUGUCGUCAUUCUCAGCAUCUUCAACCUUCUCGUCAACAACUUCUGGACUCUGCACCCACACCACCCCCACAAGGACUUUGCCAAAUACGACUUCUUCCAAAUCCUCUCCAUUGUUGGCGGUCUUCUCCUCCUGGUCAACAUGGGCCCUGGUCAAUUCUCGGUCGAUGAGAAGAAGAAGGUCUACUAG